UUUAAAUUGGGGAAUGGACAAGAGUUGGGGCCAUCGUGAGAGGAAUGGACGACAACGACGAUGGUGCCUCCUCCUCGACAGGCUCCGUGACUGACAUCUUCGAGUCGUCGCUCGAGUCACUCUUUGGCUACCACACCACGGCCCAUGGUGAGCCUGGCCAGCUGACAUCGUACCGCCCGCCUCGAGGUCCUGAAGGUCGAGGGGCCAGUGCACCAGCGAUUCGGUACAGGAUCCCACCGAACGAGACAAACGGCCUCUUUGCACACUACCAGUGGGAUGCUGGCGUCCUUCUUGCCGACUCCAUCGUCAUCAGCUCUCGCUCCGAGCAUAGUGAGGGCGACAGCGACGGCGGCGACGACAGGGCAGGUCUCAGAGUGGAGGCGGCCGACGUUCGUGGCAAGCGGGUCCUAGAGCUCGGCGCCGGCACGGGCUUGCCGUCGGUCGUAGCAACCGUGUUCGGGCAUGCGUCGAGUGUCGUCGUGACCGACUACCCCGCCCCAGGCCUUUUGGACACGCUCCGAUUCAACGUGAGCAGGAACGCACCGUCGCAGGCCGGCGGCAUCAUCACCGUGCAGGGACUCGACUGGACCUCUGUGCAGGACCGCCUGGCCGUCGUGCAGGGCCACCAGACGUUUGAGCGAGUCUUCUCCGCAGACGGCCUGUGGAUGGGCCAGCUGCACGAACCCCUCGUUGCGACAAUAUCGACGUGCCUCUCCAGGUCUGAAUCUGCCCGUGCCAUCAUCGUAGCUGGCUUCCACACCGGUCGACCGGCAAUUGCGAGGUUCAUGGUCAUUGCCGCUUCCCAUGGGCUCGUGCCCGAUGGCGAUGACGCCAAAUACGGUGGAGCGUUUGAACGUUGCGUCGAUGGCCAGACUCGCAGGUGGUCGAAGUCGCUCGAAGAGCAAAACGACGACCACGUCGAACGCACCAGAUGGACCUUCUAUACUACGCUCCGAUGGAAGAGCACCCUCUUACAAUCGCAAUCACCGUGAUCAAGCCACAGUUGGGCCCCGCUGUACGAUAGCAAAAAAUAGAAUGGAACCCUCUGAAAUAUUUCAGC
Molecule: messenger RNA, 1060 nt
Organism: Acaromyces ingoldii
Lineage: Eukaryota; Fungi; Basidiomycota; Exobasidiomycetes; Exobasidiales; Cryptobasidiaceae
Exons: 1
Coding region: 45-992 (315 amino acids)
Biological process (GO): peptidyl-lysine dimethylation
Molecular function (GO): protein-lysine N-methyltransferase activity
Source: RefSeq, a predicted model, not a curated record